AAAAAUUUGCGUGCACAAACUCGAUAGUCAAACAUAAUCAAUUUCAUCGCAAAAUCAAGAUGGGGUGGUGUUCAGAAGAUUUGUUUCCUACAAGAUUCAGUUUGAUCAUAUUUAUUUCAUACAUGGCACUGUUUAUAAAUCAAGGUAUUUUUGUAACAGCAUCUAAAAGUAAAGAUAACACAUACAAUUACAAUACAGUUACAGCUGUGUUACUGACAGAAUGUGUCAAGCUUGUUGCAGCAGCUUGUAUAUUUUUAAAAGAUAAUACAGUCAGUUCUCUUCUGUCAGAUAUUACCAAACAUAAAGAUGUGCUACUGUAUUACCUUGUACCAUCAGCGUUAUAUUGUUUAUACAAUAACCUGGUCUUUGUUAACCUGGCAUCAUAUGACCCAACAACAUACUUCCUGUUACUACAGUUCAGAGUUGUAUUGACGGGUGUGAUAUUUCAGAUUGUUUUCAAUAAGAAGUUGACAACGCUUCAGUGGGUGUCACUAGGAUGCCUUACAUUCGGAUGUGUCUUGAAAGAGUAUGGCAAAAUGUCACAAAAAACAAGUGACAAAUCGUCAGAUUUCAUGUCCUACCUUGACCCUCACCUGUUUCUUAUCAUCGUCCAGGUGUUCAGCUCAUGUUUUGCAGGCGUGUACAAUGAGUACCUGUUGAAAGACAAAGGUGUAGAUGUCCACAUAAUGGUACAGAACGUAUUCAUGUAUUUAGAUUCUAUCUUAUGUAACGUCAUAGCACUGGGAUUUAAAGGAGAUUUGUCCAAUGCCUUCACAUUUACUAGUCUCAGCACUAUGGCCCAACCUAGUGUGAUAUGUAUAGUUCUGAACAAUGCCGCUAUUGGUAUAGUCACCAGUUUAUUCUUACGAUCACUGAAUUCCAUAUUGAAGACAUUUGCUAGUGCUUUAGAACUUAUGUUUACUGCAGUUUUGUGCUGGAUGAUCUUUGGUAUAUCUAUUGACAUGUACACAGUAGUGGCACUUGGAAUUGUAACAGCAGCCACUUUUCUGUAUUCUCACAAACCUGUUGUCAACCUGGCCAAGACGGAUGAGCACAAAACAAAAGAAGAUGUCUAAAUAAUUCUGUUUAAAUCUUCAAAAGGCUGAUACUGUAACCAAUGAAACAAAACCAUAAUCUUGUGAUUUGUUGAUCAGUUCCUUACCAAAUUAUUAACAAACGUAAAAAGAAGUAGCGACUUAUAUAAAGUUUUUUACUGGAUCUUUUGUGAUCAGUGCUUUAAGUUUUUGUCAUGUUGUUAAAAGCAACUAUUUAUACUUUUUAUAAGUAUCAUUUAUGCACCAAAAUCUUUUGCUAUUCAGUUAUAGUGUUUAAAACCAUAAUUUUCAACCCAUAAUUUAAACUCCUUAACAUGCUUAAGGCAGUUUUAGUUUAUUUAAACAAAUUCAAAGCUGAUAUAAUCAAUAUUCUUAUCAGAAAAAUAUUAUUUCUUUUAAGGACUGUAUUUGAGUUAAACUAUUUGAAUUUUGUGUGGAACACAAAUGUAAGAAUAGGCUUAAAGUCAGAAAUUAUAGAUACUUUUCUUUUUUUUUUUAUUGACUUCCUUGUUUCUUUCUAGAAAUAUGUAAUUUCAACUGAUUAGUAUCCAAUGAAAAACUUUUUUUGCUUGCAAUUUUGUCUGGAAAUAUUGUAAAGAAUGGUUAUAAUACACAAAUGCAAUUAGUACAAUCAAACAAGUGUUCAUCCUUUAUGCCUAAAAACAUGUUUAGCCUUUGAGAAACAUUUAACCUUGAAUAUUAUAACUGUAAACUUGAAGUUACUGUCAAAUUCUUUUUUUAAUUUUAAUCUCUCUGUUGCAAAUGUGUUUGUGUGGCUUAUAUUAAGUCAAAUAUAGAGCAUAGACACAUGAUAUAUUUCAAAGUUCAGACAUAGCAGAAAACUUUCAUUAGCUGCUGUGUAAGCUACAGCAUUGUUUAUUUAGAAUAUAUAGACAAUAAAUAUACAGUUAAAUACCACUAAAAGCAAAUAUUUUCUGAAUUGAGAUUUAUACAACAAACUAAGCUUACCAAUUCAUGAAAAAUUUGCAGUUUAGCUUGUAGGAUUGUGGCAUAUCAAGGGUGAUAAGUGAAAUUCACAAUAAAUAUAUACACACAAAGUUUUUAUCUAUAGUCAGCAUAUUAUAUCUUUAUUUGAAAAUCACCAUAUUUAUAUUUAUGCAAAUGUUCUAUGCAAAUUUUUCUAUUGCUUAUUUACAAUUUUGUAUUGUUUGAAUUAAAUAUUUUUUGUG
This is a messenger RNA of Mytilus californianus (California mussel), 2245 nucleotides long. RefSeq names its product UDP-galactose transporter senju-like. Lineage: Eukaryota; Metazoa; Mollusca; Bivalvia; Mytilida; Mytilidae. Gene Ontology annotation, molecular function: UDP-galactose transmembrane transporter activity. Gene Ontology annotation, cellular component: Golgi membrane. The record is from RefSeq and is a predicted model, not a curated record. The transcript is spliced from 5 exons. Gene Ontology annotation, biological process: pyrimidine nucleotide-sugar transmembrane transport. The coding region runs from base 60 to 1076 and encodes 338 amino acids.